AUGUCUGAUAUUACGGUAAGUGCUGCAUUGAAGUCAAGAGUAAUCUUAUAGAUUGAUCCAUUUAAGCUGAGAACUUAUGGAAUAAAGAAGCCGAUAGAUAUGAAGGAGGAAAAAAUUCAGAAACUAAUGGAGGAAAAUAAGAGAUAUUAUCCAAUUCAUCAUAAAAAUGGGAUUAUUGAUGAAUGGAGUGCAGUAAUCAAGCAUUAAGAAGAAUAGUUUCAUCUGGAAUAGCAAUAGAAAGUUUAACAAGAUGUUUAAUAAAAGCGUAAAUACUAUGAUGAAUUAGCAAAAGAUUUGGACUAAAAAAGAUAGCAAAAGGUGAUGCAGGAUUAAUUAGUAUAAUAGGAAUUAAACCUUACGAAUGAGCAAAAGAGAGCGUUAGAUGAGAAGAACAAAGAAUUAAAUGAUUAUAAAUUUAACAUUAAAAGAAGAGUUGGAGACAUGAAUAAAAGAUAAGCGUUUGAUAUUAAACAAAAAUCUAGCUUAGAGAGGUAAUUUGAUCUAGAUAUUGAGACCUAGAUCCUUGAAAAAGCAAAGAAAGAUUAGCAAGAUUACUAGAAUUAACUAAAUUAAAAGAGAUAGAUGCAGCAGAAUGAAAUUCGUGAGGACUAUGAGCAAAAAAGCAAGUACAAGGAAUUCGAGAAGUUGAAAAAUCAAAUGGAAAAGCAGGAGAUACCUCAACUUUUGCAGCAAAGUAAUGACUGGCAAAUUCAAAAUCAAAGAUAAUAUAAGCAAGUAAGAAUUAAGGGUUUUAAUUUUUUCCUUGGAUAGAAAUUUGAUAGAUUCAAUGACUAAGAGAGAUAUAAGAAAAAUUUAUAUAUGAGUGCCAUUUAGUAACUUGAGCCAACUCCUCGUAGAGUCCGCGAAUUAACAAACUCAAAUCACCAUGAUAAUACAAGUUUUCUAAACUAGAUAAACGAUAAAAAGGAGUAAGAAUCUGGGUAGAGGUCUCAUUCCUAUGUUGUGACUUAAAAUCAACUUAAGCAGUAGAUGUAAUUAAAGGAUCAAAUAAAGGCUCUUGAUAAGGAGAAGCUAUAUAUGGAUUAGGUAAACCGAUAAAACCAAAACUAGAUGCUAAGUUAGUAAGAAAUAAGUCUUAAAAAUGAAAGAAAGCAGCAAUAAGAGUCUUAUCGGAAAAUACUUGAUAAUUAAAGAAAUAUCAAUAUGAUUAUGAUGAGGAAUUUCGGUAAUAUGACUAACUAAGAGAAAAAGCUAAAUAAAGCCGAUUUAUCAGCAUAUAAAGAAUUCGAUAAUAAACAAUAUGCUUUAAUACCAGGAGUUUAGCAUAACUACAGUCCAAACCAGAAAUCAGCUACUAAAUCUAGAAAUCUUAAUCCAGAAGUUAAUUAGUCCUCUAAUUUAUAAGACUAGGAUUAGUAAAAUUAGAUUUCAAGUCAUAAAGUUUUUGACACCAAUAAUAAUAAAUCAUAUGAAUUUAUUCCAACUUCUAAGGCAUCAGUACCUGGUGGCACCAGAGCAUUAGGAAAACUUAGAUACUUGGAUAAUAAUCCACUAGGAAGGACAUAUGAUACAAAUGGAAUUCAAAAUUUAAGAGAAGGAAGCUUUAGCAGUUUAAGACAGCAAAAAAAUAAAGAUUUUCUGGACUAAUCCAUGAAUUUGAUUAGUUCUCAAAGAGAUCUUUCAUUCAAUAGGAAUAAUUUCUAGAACACUCAAAGUUUAGAGAACUUUAAUAAUAACGCCAUAAAAAUAAUGGGUUCUAACGAUUAGGGCUUUCAGCGCAGAAAUAAUAAUAAUAUCUCGCAAUUAUGA
This is a messenger RNA of Stylonychia lemnae, 1770 nucleotides long. The record is from the annotation of a GenBank genome assembly. NCBI's taxonomy places the organism in Eukaryota, Ciliophora, Spirotrichea, Sporadotrichida, Oxytrichidae.